UAGCUGAAAACUUCUUUACAACAAUUGCAAUGUGGUUUCAGUGUAGUACUUUUUCAUUCACAUUUUUUAUUCAUGCUUUGUGUUGCUUCGUUACAACUAUGGGUUAUGAAUAUAAAAUGAAAACUUUUGAUGCGUUGAUUGAUCAUUUUAGUUUUUCGUCUCAAGAAACUUUCCCGCUUCGCUACGCCGUCAACGACUCUUAUUGGAAGGGCGAUGGAGGUCCGGUCUUCUUCUACACCGGCAACGAAGGCACCAUCGAGCUCUUCAUAGAAAACACGGGGUUCAUAUGGGAGGCUGCUCCAGACUUCAACGCCCUCAUAGUGUUUGCAGAGCAUCGGUACUACGGGAAGUCUUUGCCUUUCGGAAACGACUCUUUCUCGUCCCCGAACAAGACUGGCUACCUGACGUCCCUGCAAGCCAUCGCGGACUUUGUGGACCUGAUCCAGUUCCUGAAGGCCAACGUCAGCGGCGCGAGGAACAGCCCUUUCAUCGCCAUCGGCGGAUCUUACGGCGGGAUGCUCUCCGCGUGGUUCAAGAUGAAGUACCCGCACAUCAUUGCUGGGGCCAUCGCCUCGUCCGCCCCGAUAUGGCAGUUCGCGGGCAUGAACCCCUGCAACACCUUCGCCAAGACGGUGACGGCCGACUUCACCCGGGAGUCCCCGGAGUGCAGCAACUCCAUUCGACGCUCCUGGAAGGCCAUCGACAACGUCACCGCCAGCGACGAGGGCAGGAGCUGGCUGAGCGACUCCUGGCGCCUGUGCGAGCACCUCGCGGGCGACGGCGCGGCGCUGAAGGAGUGGCUGAGCGAGAUCUACGAGGACCUGGCCAUGAUGAACUUCCCGUACGCGGCCAAGUUCCACCACUCCCUGCCGGCCUACCCGAUCAAGGCGGUGUGCAGUCACCUGACCGACUCCAGCCUGCCGGACAGGCAGCUCCUGGAUUCGCUGUUCCGCGCCGUGAGCGUGUACUUCAACCACACCGGGGACGCUCGGUGCCUCGACACGGACGUCGCUCAUCUGUACGCUGACCUGGGCACCGACGGCUGGGACUACCAGACGUGCACGGAGGUGGUGCAGGGCAUGUGCCAGGACGGGGUGGAGGACAUGUUCGAGCCGUACUCGUUCGACUUUGCGAGCUACUCCGACAGCUGCUACAGCCGGUGGGGCGUGCGGCCGUCCCUCUCGGAGGGGAUCAACCUGUACGGCGGCCGGGACAUCUCCACCGCGGCCAACAUCGUCUUAACCAACGGGCUGCUGGACCCGUGGUCCGGCCUGGGCGUGCUGCGGAACGUGUCGGAGACGGCCGUGGCGCUCGUGAUGCCCGACACGCCCCACCACCUUGACCUGCGCGCCAGCAACCCCGCCGACCCGGCGUCCGUGCGCCGUGUGCGCGAGAUCCUGCGCGAGAGCAUCGGCCGCUGGGCCGCCGAGCACCGGGCCGCUCUCUCCGAGUGACGCUUUCUCCGAGCGUGCUGGUCCGGCUCACGCUUGGAUCGCAGUGCAGAUUGCGAGAUUUAUACCACCCAGUUUACUAACGUUAAAAAUAAUAUUUUAUAUACCAUCGUUAUUUAUAACAAGUUUUAACAUUUUAUAUAUAUUUUUUUGUUUGUUAUUCUGAGACAAUAAAAUAACCUUAUAUUGACAGUAUUAUUACAGUUGAAGAUAUUAUGAAAGAAAAUAAUUCAGUGUUAAACCACUAAUUGUUGUUUCAGACGAGAAAUAGUUGGUUGCAAUCGGUCACUCAAUAACAAGGCAUGCUAGGUAUUAAAUAAUGUGAUGUGCUCAAAAGAGUAAUUAAAAAAAUAUAUAUUAAAUUAUAUAAAAAUUAAAAAUUAAAAAAAAAAAUUGAAUUUUAUUAGAUGAUUCUCUUUAUGAAAUACGACUAGAAAAUGUAUUUCCAAAAUUCUCGUUCCAAAUUUUCUGUGAUAAAAUACAAUGUUUUUUGUACAUUAAAAAUUUUUUCAACACAUUACGGAGUUGUGUCUAAAUCGUUUGAGCUCUAUGGCAUGUACAUUGCAACAGAGCACACCGACAUGAGUACAGCGCUUAUGGAAGAAACUGUUCAUUGGAAAAAGAGAGUAAAUGCGAAUGUAAAAGCACACUGCAAAUCUAAGAAUGAGACACCUGUAACACUAGCAGAGAGUUAUGUUCAGUGCAAUAAUUGUUGAAUUAUAUGUGUUAUUAUCUUGUACAAA
Bacillus rossius redtenbacheri is the source of this 2194-nucleotide messenger RNA. Its product is annotated as lysosomal Pro-X carboxypeptidase-like. Gene Ontology annotation, molecular function: serine-type exopeptidase activity; dipeptidyl-peptidase activity. The coding region runs from base 30 to 1454 and encodes 474 amino acids. The transcript is spliced from 9 exons. The record is from RefSeq and is a predicted model, not a curated record. NCBI's taxonomy places the organism in Eukaryota, Metazoa, Arthropoda, Insecta, Phasmatodea, Bacillidae. Gene Ontology annotation, biological process: proteolysis.